AUGCCUAAACUCCCAAUCCUGAUUGUCUCUGUCCUCUCCAUACUUAUGCUCACCGGAGGAAUCUUCGCCACUGUCCUUCCCCAAGGACUCAGACGCGAAAUUUCUGUGCCCUACUGCGAAGAUACCCCCGAGAAUUUGAUCACCAAUCUGCGCCGUGACGAUCAUGAUGGCAACAGCGAUGCCGGCCGCGAAGAUGUCGGUGAUUCCACUCAGGAAGACCUAGCAGCUCCCCCCUGCAACACAAAUUUUCAUUGCAACCUGGGUCAGGUUUGCAAAAAGGGUAAUUGUGUCGCUGGCUGCGGAACCAAUGUGGACUGCUCUCGCUUUCAUACCUGCUUUAAUGGCACAUGUCAAGACGGCCGUGGCGGCCUAUGCUCUCCAAACAAGAACACAUGUUCUUUUCAUGCCGACUGUUGUUCUGGUCGAUGCAAGCGCUGGGGCGGUCUCAUCGGAAGGAAGAAGUGCAGGGGUUCUAGAAAGUAGUGGGUUGUCUCGUCUU
Molecule: messenger RNA, 499 nt
Organism: Aspergillus sclerotioniger CBS 115572
Lineage: Eukaryota; Fungi; Ascomycota; Eurotiomycetes; Eurotiales; Aspergillaceae
Exons: 1
Coding region: 1-483 (160 amino acids)
Source: RefSeq, a predicted model, not a curated record